GGUCUACUCAUUAACUCAUUUUGUUCUUGUUCUUCUUUCUAUCUGUAUGCCAAAAUUAAGCCAUGGAACCAACCCCAAAAGGCCUAACCCCAGAAGAGUACACAGACCUCAAACCUCUCAUUGACACAUACCACAAAUUCGAGCCAUCCCAGAACACAUGUGCAUCCCUAAUCACACAACGAAUCGAUGCCCCAGCCAAUGUUGUGUGGCCUUUUGUUAGGAGUUUUGAGAAUCCACACAAGUACAAGCACUUCAUCAAGAGUUGCCACAUGAGAGGUGAUGGUGGUGUAGGCAGCAUGAGAGAGGUAACCGUGGUUUCAGGGCUACCGGCCUCGACAAGCACAGAAAAGCUAGAGAUUUUGGAUGAUGAGAAGCAUAUAUUGAGCUUUAGAGUCGUUGGGGGUGAACACAGGCUCAACGAUUAUAAGUCUGUCACAUCUGUUAAUGAGUUUAACAAGGAUGGGAAGGUUUACACUAUUGUUUUGGAGUCCUAUAUUGUUGAUAUACCAGAAGGGAAUACUAAGGAGGAUACAAAUAUGUUUGUGGACACUGUUGUCAAGUUCAAUCUUCAAAAACUUGGUGUUGUGGCGAUGGCUUCUCUUCAUGGACAUGAUUAAAUUAAUGAAUGGUAUGGUGGGUAUUAAUUUAAUUUCUUUGAAAUUAAUCGUAGUGGUUAGUAAUGCUUAUUUUCUGCUGCAAGUUGGGGUUUUUUUUUUUAAUUUUAUGGGUCUUUCUAGUGGGUUAGAGAGCUGGAUUGGUUAGUAUAUUUUUAGUUGAAUUUGAUACAAUAAUAUUGUAUCUUGUUAUUCCAAUGUUAUGUGUUUUGGUUUAAUAAAUAUCGAUGACGUUUCAGCACAAAAUGGUCCAAAGCAUGCAUCAAAUGGUAUAGAAUGUCCACUUGAUGAAGAGUACUGACAUCACAGCUUAUUUUAUAGCAUGUGCCGUUGCACUGCGAAUUCUUCAACC
This is a messenger RNA of Tripterygium wilfordii, 966 nucleotides long. RefSeq names its product abscisic acid receptor PYL2-like. Gene Ontology annotation, biological process: abscisic acid-activated signaling pathway. Gene Ontology annotation, molecular function: abscisic acid binding; protein phosphatase inhibitor activity; signaling receptor activity. Gene Ontology annotation, cellular component: nucleus; cytoplasm. The coding region runs from base 63 to 617 and encodes 184 amino acids. The record is from RefSeq and is a predicted model, not a curated record. The transcript has a single exon. Lineage: Eukaryota; Viridiplantae; Streptophyta; Magnoliopsida; Celastrales; Celastraceae.